Molecule: messenger RNA, 437 nt
Organism: Racocetra persica
Lineage: Eukaryota; Fungi; Glomeromycota; Glomeromycetes; Diversisporales; Gigasporaceae
Source: the annotation of a GenBank genome assembly
GUAGCAGAAAGAACAGAGGAGAAACAGAAUCAGAUGCUGAACUAGUGAAUAAUGAAGAAAAUCAACAAAACUUAGAAACAUCAGAAAAUACUAUAGAAAACGGAAAUAUGGAAGACAGCGAAGGAGAAAUAGAGGAUAAAAAAGGAAAAAUUUCCAGAAGUGAAAAAAAGCGAAAGGAAUCACGAGAAAGGGUGCUAAAUCAUCUAGAAAAUUGCAGUGAUGUUUAUAAGUUAAGGGAGUGGGAUAAUAUAUACUCCAUAGUAGCAAAUUAUGUUAAAAAAGAAGAAGAAAUAAAGCAGAGCAACAGUCUAACAGAGCAAGAAGAAGUGGAAAAAGCCAAGAGUGAAGCAAUUGCAGCAAUAAAAAUUAAACUCGAAUCAGAAUUAUCGAAAAUUAGUGAACUUAGGGCAGUAAUAGAACAUAAUGCACAAAAAUAA